Messenger RNA from Babesia ovata, 363 nucleotides. RefSeq names its product Unconventional myosin-protein, putative. The transcript is spliced from 2 exons. The record is from RefSeq and is a predicted model, not a curated record. Bases 1 to 363 code for a protein of 120 amino acids. NCBI's taxonomy places the organism in Eukaryota, Apicomplexa, Aconoidasida, Piroplasmida, Babesiidae.
AUGGGUCGACUGCGCCCACCUCCAGGUAGGAAUAUGGCGGAUGAAACGAAAGGCCCGGAACCUAACAGGUACAGAUACUAUAUCACGAAAUGUGAUAAAUAUCGCAAGGAAUGCCUUGAUCCCUAUUGCUCGGACUGCACCUUGGCGACCCGUGAUACCUGCAAGCAUUGCCUACCUGGCAAGAAGGGUGAAGAAUGUGUUUGUAAGUGUACUGUUUGUGACUGCGGAUGUGAUAAAAAAUGUAGUGAACGCGUCCAAAAACCUUGCUCCGAGAGCAGUUGCGAGCGCUGCAAGAUAAAAUGCCAAGGCCGAGAAGCAGGUGUUAUCUGUAUAUGCCAUAAUGGUAAAUGUGGAUGUUGUUAA